GGGUGUGCAUGUGGGGUGAGGUGGGGUGAGUGCAGUCACCAAGGGGGCCGGCAGCUGUGCGGGUCCUGGGCCCUCACUCACAAUUGGAGGAAGGAAUGCAGGAAGUGCUCACAGCCGCUCAGAUAUCUCAGAGCCUCGUCCCAGGCAGGACCAAGGCUGCAGUACCCUGGGAAUGAGUGUGCCAUGGCCUGGCCCCUGGGGUGGCCACCGGGCCAGGAGCCCACGGCCCUGCGUACAGCCAGAGCUGUCCCUCGCGGAGCCCAGGGUAAGUUUUCACAGCACGAGCAGGCAGCGAGGAGGGCUGCCUGGAGCAGAGGGGAGGCUGGAGCAGAAGACCGGGGAGGGGGACUAAGGAGCCCACAGUCGUUACUGAAGGGCUCAGAUAUCCCUCCCGGAGCAUGACCUGCCUUAUCUCAACAGCACUCUCCCAGCCCGUGCAGAAAAGGAGGCCGAAUGAAAGGGCACUUGUUUCCAAGCAGCACUCCCUGCAUCUGGCCCAGAGCUGCCAUUGCCUCCUCCCCACUUUUGUCCCUGCCCCCAGCACAGGGCCAGGGGUUUGAGAGGCAGCAGAUAGGCUGAUUCAAGGACUGGCCCAAGGUUCCUCCAGGGGAGGAGCCUGGGCUCAUCUCGGAUCCACAGGACGGGGGGAGUAUUUUAUCUUUUGUCUGAGUGUACAAACACUCAUGAACUCCAUAUGCGUCAUCAGAGGGCUGGGUUAGUGAGGUUCCCUCUGAGCAAAGUCUUCUGCCUUCUCCUUCCAGCCCCCUGCAUCCAGGGAGUCUUGAGCUCACAUCUUUCAGGACAGUGCUUCUUCCAGAGCUACCAGGGGAGUUGCCCAUGGCUCUUAGAAACCUGGCCCGAGCCUUAGAAAACAGUGACAGAGACCCCCUGAGAUCGGAGUAGAGCCAUGUGGGGCACCCAACGGCCCAGAGGGGGCACCGGCCAGGGCCUCAGACCGAUAUCUUCUUAGAAGACCAUCGGGAGAGCAGCUGGAGGAGCAAGGGUACCUGCUAUCACCAAGAGCCCCUCGCUUCGGAUGGGGAGCUAAGGUCUGAGACGCAUCCCGGGUUGCUCAGUGGGUCAGUGGCCAAACAGGGCCAUGGAAACGGCAGUGAUUGGAAUUGUGGCCGUGCUAUUCGUGGUCACCGUGGCCAUCACCUGCAUCCUCUGCUGUUUCAGCUGUGACUCAAGGACCCAGGAUUCUCAGGGGGGCCCACGCCCCAGCUUCACGGUGGCCACGUUUCGCCAGGAGGCUUCUCUCUCCACGGGGCCAGGUCACCAUGUCCAGCCAGUGGCGGGUGUCCGGGACUUCUGGACUUUCAUGUGAGACCUACCAGCCCCCAGGAUUUGCUCUGCUGGUGGUCAGACUCAUCUACCCCCCCAGCAAGCCUUCUCUGUUGACCCACUCCUUCAAGCCUGGCAUUCCUGUCCUUCCCUGCCUGUAUCCAGAAAACUCCCUGUCCCAUCCCAUCCCAGCUUGCCAUGGCCUCCAGUCUGGGAGAUCCAUGGUGAUGGGGCCAGGUGGGAGUUAGCUCUGACCCCUGAGAGCUCAGCUGGACCAACCCACAGGAUGGGGCUUAGGAGAGGUCCGGAGCUUGAGUGACCGGGCAGAGUUGGAUGGUAUGGUGGGCCAGCUCUUCUGAGCUUCACGGUGAACUGAAAUAUCACUGGACUUUAUAGUGAACAGAGUGUUGGUUAACUCAAGUUAUCCCAGGAUGCCUAUGAAACUGGUUCUAUUGCCACCAGAGGAAGCAGCUCCCUCAGUGGACAGUUUUACAAACUUAUCUGUUCCUCUAAUUGAGUCAUUUUGCUACUUGCCUGUGCACAUCCUGCAGAGCCCACCCCUGAGAUCUGCCUCCUACCCGUUACCCGAAAUCAGCCCCGAAAUUCUGAAACCAAAGGGAUGCUUCCUGGGAACUGGCAAUGUAUUUUAUAAUUGAAAAUGCAUAUCCUUUUAUGGGUCUCCCAAGAAUCAGGGUUGGGGAAUCACAAAAGGAAACAGAAGAGAAAAAUAGAGUCACAGAAAGUACAAGAUGUUUUAUUAACAGGAAAGCCAGAAAGAAGACUUUGAAACAUAUUUUGAAUGAGACUUUAUUACUAUUUUCUUAUAGGUCACUUCUAUUCUUAGAGACUAAGUGACCUGUGUCACUCAGGAAUGAUAGAAAAAUGAUAGAACUCCAAAUGAUAGAACUGAAAGUUAAUUUCGAAUUAGUUAAAAUGUUAUGUUAUAUUGACAGUAUGUAACAAAGCUCUUGUUUGCAUCACAAAUAAAUAGAUGUUCAGUUUUUAUUUAUAGAAAA
Molecule: messenger RNA, 2300 nt
Organism: Lagenorhynchus albirostris (white-beaked dolphin)
Lineage: Eukaryota; Metazoa; Chordata; Mammalia; Artiodactyla; Delphinidae
Gene: SPAAR
Product: small regulatory polypeptide of amino acid response
Exons: 1
Coding region: 1100-1327 (75 amino acids)
Source: RefSeq, a predicted model, not a curated record